CCGUGGUCUGCGGUCACAAUGCUGUUCCUGCUCGGUCUGAUGCUGCUGUGUACAGAAGUGGUUGCAGACUGCACAUUAAUCCCGGGGAAGCUGAAGCAGAUCGAUGCCGGAGCUGGCCAAGUGUACGGCGUCAGUGAUAAAGAAGAGAUUUUCAGAUGGGUGAACAAUACCUGGGAACAGAUUCCUGGAAAACUUACCCAUGUGUCAGUCGGCCCCGCCGGAGUUUGGGGCGUCAGCAGGGCCAACCUAGUCUACAAGUUCCAUAACAAUAGCUGGAUGUCUGUAUCAGGAGAGCUGAAGCAAGUGGAUGCGGGGGGUAUGAGGUUCCUGGGUGGAGUGAAUGCUAGAGACAACGUACUUUGCCUGAGACGGAGCUGCACUCUCUCAAACUCCUCGGUGGUGAGCUUCGUGUUAUUGGACGGUGGACUGAAGUAUUACAGCUGCGGACCUAUGGGCUGCUGGGGAGUGAACAGCAACAAACAAAUCCUCUACCGCUACAAUGUCAAACCUGCGGCCUGCAAGGGAAGUCAUUGGCAACAUGUUGAUGGCAGUUUGGAAAUGCUGGAGGUUGGCAUGGAUGGUUCCGUGUUUGGUGUCAACACUGCGGGUGAAGUUUUUAAAAGGGAGGGCAUCACUAAAUCUACCCCACUGGGUACAUCAUGGGUCUUCCAGGACUUCUGUGGCACAUUUAAGCACGUCACUUAUGAUGAUGGCAUUUUGUGGCUUCUUGAUCAGUACGGAGACAUCUAUCGAUGUUCAGACACCAGCAAGAAUAUUAAUAAUAAUGAAUGAUGAAAUAUAAGUAUGCGGAUGGUGGGUUGAAC
Messenger RNA from Nanorana parkeri, 824 nucleotides. RefSeq names its product fish-egg lectin-like. The transcript is spliced from 4 exons. Bases 19 to 792 code for a protein of 257 amino acids. NCBI's taxonomy places the organism in Eukaryota, Metazoa, Chordata, Amphibia, Anura, Dicroglossidae. The record is from RefSeq and is a predicted model, not a curated record.